This is a messenger RNA of Parathielavia appendiculata, 311 nucleotides long. RefSeq lists its product as uncharacterized. The record is from RefSeq and is a predicted model, not a curated record. Lineage: Eukaryota; Fungi; Ascomycota; Sordariomycetes; Sordariales; Chaetomiaceae. Bases 25 to 213 code for a protein of 62 amino acids. The transcript has a single exon.
GAGGGAAUGCAAAGUAUAGGGAUUAUGCAACUGGUCUUGAUCAAUCUCCUCCACAUUGCUUGGUACCAGGGCUGGGUGAGCCUACUUGAUGAGAUUGAUGAUUCCAUCAAAGUACAGGUUGGUAGAAUGCGAUCAUCACUCCCCCAAUCCACUUUCUCUCAGUCAUUUUUACCUAUCCUGAUAGUACCCACUGACUACUCGGAAGGCUGUUGAUGUGUUGAAUGCAGAUUCCACUGAGGGGCUGCUGUUUCAAGGGUCGUUGGCUCAAUCAAAGGUAUAUUUUCAGCUUCUGCAGCUUCUGCGUAUUAUCC